AUGUGCGCGUGCAGGCUCAAAAAGUCUUUCCUCAUUGAUGAUAUACUUGAUCAUCAAAAGAAGCCCUAUAGAAACCUAACAAACAAUCCAACAGAAUCACUAUCAUUUAAAUCUAAAAUUGUUGAUUCAAUAGAGAAUGAAAAAGAAGCAAAGUUUAACACAAGAGAAGUAGAUAGAGAAUUGGAACUAUCAAAUGUCAACAUAAAUCUUGAACAGAGAAGUAAUACGUAUCCAUUGUAUCCAACACCAAUUAAAGCGGGAAUUCCGUGGACACCGUACAGAGUUAAAGCGAAUUAUCCAUUGGAGUCCAGGCAUCCAUUCAGUUACUACAGUGACCCAGUUAUGAAUUCGGACCAAAUUCUACGGAGUCAACUGGCUGUCAACAGAUUCUCGUCGCAUCCCUACAUCCGACAGUCAUACGGCUUUGAUAGAGCUCCACCGACCUGCUGCAAUCCUUGGUGGGGAUUGGGUGGGCGACGGAAAGGAGGACAGGUUCGGUUCAGUGCGGCACAGACAGGUGCCCUAGAAAGGAGGUUCAGCGCUAGCAAAUAUCUCAGUCCUGAUGAACGACGUGCUCUGGCAGCCUCUCUUAGGCUUAGUGAUAGACAGGUUAAGACAUGGUUUCAAAACCGACGCGCAAAAUGGCGACGCACCGCACCCGACGCUGCGGACCGCGGUAGCCCACCUUCUGCUGAUGAUCCCUCAGAGGACGAAAUCACUAUAACUGAUGAAGAUUGA
Parnassius mnemosyne (clouded apollo) is the source of this 738-nucleotide messenger RNA. The record is from the annotation of a GenBank genome assembly. Lineage: Eukaryota; Metazoa; Arthropoda; Insecta; Lepidoptera; Papilionidae.